UGGGUUUUAGCUUUAUAAUGUAAAUGACAUUUUUUGCCCUUGUGAGCACUUUGUGUGUAAAUGAUGACAGUAAUCAUCCCAGUGAUUCAAAUCUGAUGAUGGCAUAUAGGCCACCUCGUGAACUUAGAGGCAGAAUUGAAAAUAUCAGAAAAAAAUUUGAAGGUGGAACUGAAAUUUCUCUGCCUCCGGCGAAACCUCUUAGUCGGCCUGAUAUCUGCGCCAAGAAACAGCAGAAAACUGCUGGGAAAGAAGCAAUUUCAAAUCUGCACAUAAAAGACGGCGCAUCACGUGAGUGGGUUGCGUCUCCUCAAGGUGGUGGAAAAAAUAGAGAGAAGUGGGAUCAUAGUAAUUCGUCCACGAAAUCACACAUCAGACGAACGCCAGCUUUUCGUUGUGACAAGAAUAUAGUAGCAAAAGACUUCUCAGGUGGCAGUGGUAAGGUAGACAAUGCUUUAUUCAAUACAAAAGUUAAAAUAUUCGAAGCAGACCAGAAAGAAAACUUAAAUACAAACAAAUCAAAGGAAAUAUCAGUUCAUACUAGAAAUACAUGUUUUAACCCACCAAGAAAUACUUUUCGUAGUAGGGCUAAUGCUGUACAAUGUGUUAUUAAAACAAUAGCAGAACUGGAGAACAAAAAGAAUGGAGACGUCCUACUGCCAACUUCUAAUGGUAGGGAUCCAGUGAAGCAGAGUUCAUCACAUGGUGUUAAAAAUCAGCAGAGAGAUCAAAAAGGUGGGACUGUGUCUGUAGCAGAGCUUAAAAGACAUGACCUUGAUGACCGCAUAAAGCAGCAAAAGGUAAACACAUACACACCAAAGCCCAAGCCAAAAUCAAUUGAUAUACAGUCAAAUUGUAAUUUACAGGGUAUCAGUAACACUAAGAACACUAUUGAGCCUGUAUUUAGCCAAUAUGAAUGUGAUGAAGUUACAAAGCAGGUUGGUGAUACUGCAAGCGAGAGUAGCUGCAAGAAAGUGGAAGAGAAUACUGUUAAUAACAAAUGUUUUAAAGGUGGUGUUCACAAAAGAAAUGUGUCAGACUUGAGCAAUAAUUGUGCGCUUGAAUUAACAGACAGUUUGAGAGUCGCCUUGAAAUCACCACUUCCCCAAGGCCCUCCUCCAAAGAAGCCACCAAGAACUUUUGCUCAUUCUCCAGCAACAAAAAGUAAAGUUCAGGAGAAAGUCAUUCAGUUUAGUGCAACGAAGGAAAACAAUGCAUCUCGACCAGUCCCAAGCAAGCCACAGCGUUCUAGGACUGAGCCCCUUCUGAUGCUGAAGAAAUUAGAAGAUGCCCUUAUAACACACCAGCAGAAAGGUAUUGCUGUAAUUACCCCACGUGUGCCAUCAGCCAAUAGUACAGAUCAGGAUAGAGGGACCUCAGGUAGCCGUGCAUCUGUCGCCCAAUCACCAGCUGUCGUCCAGCCGCCACCAGUUGUGGCAGAGACAUCAUCUGUGCUAAGCAACUGUCUCAGUUCCCUAAAUUGUGCAACAAACACCAAUCUCUUGUACUGUCAGACUCACUUCUAUGAGAAACCAGCUGAAAGACUGAGCAAAUUCUUUGUUGAUGUUGCUACAAACCGAAGAAAAUUGGACAGUGAACCUGGGCUGUAUGGUACAAUUCAGAAGUCAUACAGUGAGGAGCAUAUUUAUGCAGAACCAUUUUCAUGUACUGAAGAUCAGACCAGGAAUGUUCAACAGGUUCAGAUGGACAAAUGUGCAACCCUUGGAAGGAAGCAGGCAAAACCAGUUAAAACCUUGUCAGCUUCUGCAGAACAUCUGAAUUCUAGUGACUCCCCAGCUUCCCAUGACACUCUACAUUACAUGUGUACACCUAUUGCCACAGAUGUGCCACCUCCAGCAGUAUUUGAAGCCAUUAACAAAGACUUGCUGUCCCAGACCAUUAAGACUGGUGCUGGAUCACUAUCAAAACGGAACCGUGUCCUUAUUGAAGAGCAUAACACUGAAGAACUUCUUGUUAAAUUGGAGGAUACAGAGAGGGAUACAGUAGUGGGGAAAGGAGAAACUGGUACUUUCAGCCGAAAGCAACCCCUGCUUCGCCUAGCAACUAUUGUCAGAAACACUGCUAGUCCGACGCCUGCCAGCGUCAGCAACAUCCUACGGCCACCUGACAGAUUUAAGAUACAACUAGUUAUGAACCAGGCCUUUGGUUCUCCACUGCAAGGAGUUCCAACAACACCUGUUGAAGAUGAUGAUGGUGACCUAUUUGAAAAAGAGAUGCCAUCCCUUGGCACAGUAAGCAGCAGCUCUGCUGAUAAUAAUGAUGAGAAAGGAGAACAUAGAUUAAAAAUUCCAACAGAAGAUCCUGAAGAAACCCCAUUGCCAAAUACGGAUUUAUCAAGACUGACAGAGGAACGAAAAGUAUAUGUGCGGCGAGUAUCAAGUCAUGUGUCACAAUUGACUCGGAGAGCUGCAAAUCGCUACAGAGACAGUCACUACACACAUCUCUUUGACUGUGCUCUGCUUAUUGGUCUCAACCUUGAUUGUGAGAAGAGAGUAAAGGUUCCUUAUAUCAAGUCCAAAUAUCCCCCUCAGGUUGAAGUACCACCUAUGCUGGAGCAUUUAUGUUUCCCUGAUGCUCUUGAGUGGCCCCCAGCACCAGCCUCUCAGAAUGAGGAUCAGAUGUACUCUUUGGUUAUUACAGCAGAGGAUGGAUCAAGAACAUUUGGCUACUGUCGACGUGUCAUGCCAGAGGGAGCACCAAUCUGUCUUCCACUUGCAUACUGCCUCCUCAGCACACACAGAGCACGUGGCUUCUUCUCUAAGGUGUUGCAGGAACUUGAGUCUCGUCAUGGCCAGCCAGAAUGGCUCCAAACGGCUUUUAUAAAGGAACUAUUUACCUGUGAGUUCCCUUUACCUGGACAGGGUUUGCGUUGCCAUAGUACCGGUAAAGCAACAGAUACUGGAUUGGUCAGCACUGUAGCAGCAAAUCUUCGUCGGCCGGCAGAUACUCGCAUGGAAGAUCAUGAUCUUUGUCAUCUUUUCUCAGCCCUGCCCAUUCAUAUUGUACUACAAGUGUUUGGAACUGCAUUGCUGGAGAGGAAGAUCAUUUUUCUCAGCAGCUCACUCAGUAAAUUAUCAGCGUGCAUUGAAGCACUGGAAGCAAUGUUGUAUCCCUUCUCAUGGCAGUACACUUUCAUAACAAUACUGCCAUCCUCAAAACUGGAAGUCUGUGAAGCUCCAACACCUUAUAUAAUAGGUGUUUUGAAAGGAAAAGAAGGGUCUAAACCAGAUAUAAAAAUGGAUGAGGGUGUCAUUGUGGAUCUGGAUGAAGGGCGAUUGUGCUGCAGUGUUGGAGAUGAAAGCACUAUUCUACCAACCCGACUGCGCCGCUGCUUAAAAGUGGCACUUCAGCUUGUAACAGCACAAGAAAGUGAUGCUUCACGCAAUGUACUUAUCUCUGAAGCAUUUCUUCGCAUGUUUGUUGAAGUCUGUGGACACUAUCAAACAUAUAUUGUUACACAACAGGACGGCCGACGAAUGUUUGAGCGAGAGUCUUUCAUAAAAGCUGUCCAGUCACGAAGUGUACAGAUGUUUUUAGAAUGGUUCACAGAGACAGCGAUGUUCUCAGAGUUCAUUACUACACGUGUUGAACAACAGUCUGAGGCAAAAGGUAUGUUUGAACAGCGAGUUGCCGAACACAUUGAGGAAAUGGAAAAAAACACUGUACUGUUCCUUCGAAAUUACAAAGGAAUCAACAAGAAAGUAAAAACAUUUGGUGAGUAG
Molecule: messenger RNA, 3740 nt
Organism: Schistocerca americana (American grasshopper)
Lineage: Eukaryota; Metazoa; Arthropoda; Insecta; Orthoptera; Acrididae
Exons: 11
Coding region: 24-3740 (1238 amino acids)
Source: RefSeq, a predicted model, not a curated record